GUAGUGAAGACACUGACAGCAACAUAAUAAGGACUAGCAAGGAUGACUCGACUGAUCUGGAGCGGAUUCAAGACUGGUUUGGGAUCAAUCAAGAACUCAAAUCAAACAACACAGCUAUUAAUAACCUCCCGGCUUGGAUCGCUAGGAUCGACGGGCAACAAGGAUCAUGUUGGACGAGUAGGAAAGACGGAGUGCUUCUCGACGACGGGGGCAGUGAUGAUCAAGACGAAGAAGCAGAAGAAGGAGAUCGAACGGCAGCGGCUGAAAGCAGCGGAGGCCAAGGCGACGCUCCGAACGAGUCUCAAGCUGAGGCAGAAGCCCGACCCGAUCCUGGGCUACUCGACCCAGAUCCCAAAAGCACACUUGAAUUGGGAGAACUGCGAGCUCAACAAGCUGAUUGUCAAGAAGGAGGAUGUCUGGGCGGGAAAGAUCGGACCGGUCGAGCUGGACGAUCCUCUUCAACCUAAAACACCCAUCGAUCGGAAUAAUCAACAAGACAAAGAAGGUGGUGCAUCCCUGGUCUUGAACUUUGGAUUGAACGAGAACGAGCAUCAAAAAGCUAUCCUCUUCGACGGCUUGCCCAAGAUGAAGGAACUCAUCAAGAUCAAAAACAAGCCCAUCUUCGACCCUUCCCUGACCGAGCCCUUACCCUCCGACUCCGACUCGAUCAUGAACGAACAGGACGAGGAAGAUCUCAAGAAACUCAGACUGAUGAGGAUCUUGGAUCUACGAAACUCGAACUCGAAGGGGAUCGAUAAGUUCAUCAAGCUCAGGAUCCUCAAGGCCUUCUCUCCUAAAGACCAUCUUCACCCCGAAAAACUCGACCCUGGUUGCUCGGAAGUUCAAGCUGCUAUGAUCACCUACAGGAUCCAUGCGGUCUUGGACCAUGCUUGGCAAAACAGAAGAGAUAAAGACUCCAAGAGACAUCUCUCCGACCUGGUCAUGAAGCGCAUGAAGAUCUUGAAAUAUCUUAAACGAACUAACCCCAAGAGCUACUUCGAACUACUGCCCAGGAUUGGCCUCGAACCUAGGUAUCUCAAGGAUGAACUCAUCGUUCGCGCUAAACUUCCCCUGCGUCCGGGAGAAUCCCUAGAUUAA
Molecule: messenger RNA, 1098 nt
Organism: Puccinia graminis f. sp. tritici CRL 75-36-700-3
Lineage: Eukaryota; Fungi; Basidiomycota; Pucciniomycetes; Pucciniales; Pucciniaceae
Exons: 3
Coding region: 43-1098 (351 amino acids)
Biological process (GO): translation
Cellular component (GO): ribosome
Molecular function (GO): structural constituent of ribosome
Source: RefSeq, a predicted model, not a curated record